AUGGGGCAGCAGCCUGGAAAGGAGAAGCGCCCGCAGGGCAAGUGGGAACCCCCUGUGGCAACCGAUAUUGGUAAGAAGAAGAAGCGGCACGGCCCUGACACUGCGGCAAAGAUGCCUAAGAUUUACCCCCUACGGGCGUGUCUUCUUAAGCAGCUUCGCCUAGAGCGCUGCAAGGACUAUCUGCUGCUCGAAGGUGAACUUCUCAAGACGAUCGGUGCACAACGUGAGGCGCAGGAAAACCUUGAGGAGAACGCCAUGUCACACUAUGAGGCGGAGCUUAACAAACUGGAGGCGCUGCGUGGCAUUCCAAUGGAGGUGGGCACACUUGAGGAAGUCAUUGACGACACCCACGCCAUUGUUUCUACCUCUGGUUCCGAGUACUAUGUGCCGAUGCUCUCCUUCGUCGAUAAGGAGAAAUUGGAGCUUGGCUGCAGUGUACUUCUGCACGACCGCUACCACAGCGUUGUGGGUGUGCUGGAGAGCAACACGGAUCCGCUCGUGAGCGUCAUGAAAGUGGAGAAGGCGCCACAGGAGACGUACGCUGAUAUUGGUGGCCUCGAGGACCAAAUCCAGGAGAUCAAGGAGGCAGUCGAGUUCCCGCUCUCGCACCCUGAGCUCUACGACGAGGUUGGUGUAAAGCCGCCCAAGGGCGUUAUUCUCUAUGGUGUCCCUGGUACCGGCAAGACACUCCUUGCAAAGGCGGUGGCAAACCAAACGAGCGCGACGUUCCUGCGCGUUGUGGGCUCGGAGCUCAUUCAGAAGUACUCCGGCGACGGCCCGAAACUGGUGCGCGAGCUGUUCCGUGUUGCCGAGGAGAACAGUCCGUCUAUCGUCUUCAUUGACGAGAUUGACGCCAUUGGAACGAAGCGGUACGACACGGACAGCAGCGGUGCGAAGGAGGUUCAACGCACUAUGUUAGAGCUUCUAACGCAGCUUGAUGGGUUCGACAGCUGCAAUGACGUGAAGGUUAUCAUGGCGACAAACCGCAUUGAGACACUUGACCCCGCCCUCAUCCGCCCGGGUCGUAUCGACAGGAAGAUUGAGUUCCCGUUUCCUGACGAGAAAACAAAGAAGAUGAUUUUUGAGAUCCACACCAGUCGCAUGUCAUUAGCCGAUGAUGUUGAUAUUUCUGAGUUUAUCCACGCGAAGGAUGAGAUGAGCGGUGCGGACAUCAAGGCCAUCUGCACCGAGGCCGGCCUGCUUGCGCUGCGCGACCGCCGCAUGAAAGUCUGUCAGGCGGACUUCGUCAAGGGGAAGGAGAAUGUGCAGUACCGUAAGGACAAGAGCAGCUUCUCGAAGUUCUACCUGUAG
Molecule: messenger RNA, 1311 nt
Organism: Trypanosoma grayi
Lineage: Eukaryota; Euglenozoa; Kinetoplastea; Trypanosomatida; Trypanosomatidae
Product: proteasome regulatory ATPase subunit 2
Exons: 1
Coding region: 1-1311 (436 amino acids)
Biological process (GO): proteasome-mediated ubiquitin-dependent protein catabolic process
Cellular component (GO): proteasome regulatory particle, base subcomplex
Molecular function (GO): ATP hydrolysis activity; ATP binding; proteasome-activating activity
Source: RefSeq, a predicted model, not a curated record